AUGGGGGGCCUCGUGGGGGCUGUCGACUCUGCCCACGGUAGACGAAAGGAGGCCGAUGAGGCCGAUUCCAACGACGGUUUCUACUCGGCUAUCUCGCCUGCAGUGGGUGCCACUGGCGAGAAAGCCUGCGCUUCUCCCUGGCCAGAGGGGCAUGCCCUCCUGCCUCCGGAGCGCGACGAGGCCCCUGUGGGGUCUGGCGUAUCGUCUUUCUUGCCUCCUCGAGGCUUUCGAGAUUUUCCGCCUGCAGAAUUCGCAACGCAUAGAUGGCUUUUCUCUCUUUGGCAUCAAGUUGCAGCCGAAUUCGGUUUCCAGGAGUACAAAGGGCCCUCCGUGGAGCGCGCUUCCCUGUAUGCGCAUUUCGUCGAAGUCUCCGCAGGGGCCCGUCAGGGGGCCCCCUCGGGAGCCGCCGCUGCAGCGUCUCAUACACGAGGCCCCACGCCUCUCGCUGACAAGUCGUCUGCAGCUCCUACUGGGGGAACCCACCUGCAAGCUCCUCCCCACAUAUACCGACUGCAGGGAAAGCCAGGCAGGGACGACCUCUGCUUGCGUCCAGAGCUCACGCCGUCGCUCUCACGCAUGCUGCUGAGGGAGCAGCAAGGCCGUCCGUCGGGAGCAGCCCGCCGAUGGUACUCAGUCGAGAGGGUGUGGAGACACGAGCGACCUGGCUGCGGACGAAGGCGAGAACACUUCCAGUGGAAUUUGGAUAUAGCGAUGAUCCCGUCGUUCUUGCCCGCGGCACUGGCAGGCCCCCUUGGCACCGGCAGAGGCGGAGGGGGCUUUCCGUCUGUAGCGACAAGCGCACGCGCCGCUGGCGUAAAAGUUCAAGAAUGCGGUAACCAUGGAAGUCAGAAGCAGCAGCCAGUCAGGGGGGCCUGGCUGCAGGAUUUCAGCUCGUUUGCCGUUGCAGAGCUCAUUGCAGCCGCUGUGCGCCUGUUUCAGAAGCUGGGUCUGACCCCACGAGACGUCAAAAUCCGAGUUGGCAGUCGAGGCCUCCUUGCUGAUCUGCUGAUGACAGACGACGCGCUCAGCCGAAUUACGGGGAAUCAGGGGGCGCCUAGAAGCUCUGGAGCGGCUCACCUGCGCCUUCCCGAGGAGUUCGCGAGAGCCGUAAGAGACAGUCAUGUCGUCUUCCAGAAACGCUUGAUUUCGGCAAUGCAAGUGCUGGACAGGGCCGGUAGGCGAGGCGAUGCAGCCGAGACAGAAGCGGCGCUAUCUGGUGCCCUGGGCAUAAGCGCUGAAAGCUCUGCACAUCUGUUAAAGCGCCUUGUCUCAUUCAACGUUCAAGACGACGACUUAGCGCAAAAGCUGGCACGCCGCAUGCGCCAGAUACUGCCCUCUGACUCCAACGCAAUCUGCAUGGAUUCGGGGCCCACGGAGAGCUCGCAGGGGCCUCUGGAAGCAGUGCAAGAAGUGCCCCCCUCAGUACGUGAGUUACGUCGUUUGUUGCAUCUGCUAGAUGAAGGGUACCAGAUAAUGGAGUGGGUAGAGGUUGAUCUGCUGAUUGUGCGGGGACUGCACUACUACACGGGCAUUGUAUUCGAAGCCUUUGACACAGCAAACGCCUUCAGGGCGGUUUUGGGGGGCGGCACCUACGGGGUCUAUGGGGGCCCCCUUGCAGAUCCCAAGCUAAGAAUAGGGGCGUCUUCUGUAGGAAGCCUAAGCCCUCAAGAGGCGAAGGCAGAAGCAAGUUGCGUGGGUAAUGCAAGGAAGCAAACGGUAGGGAGCAUCACUGGAGUGGGUUUGGGUAUGGGAGACUGCGUGCUCUUGGAGCUGCUAAAGAGUAAAGGCCUUGUCAGAACUAGCAGACCGACUGUUGACAUCGUCGUAGCCCUCCGCCAGGAAAUUCCCGCGCGGAGGCUUAUUCGAGCUGCAUCUAGAUCGGAAGCAGGGGCGAAGUGUGGCAUUGCUGGAAGUCCAGCUGUCGAGGGAGAUCGAUCUCCCACCGCUACGAGCCUACCGUCAGCGGGGGCCCCUUGUGCGCUGGCAACACAAGCGCAGGCAUUGUGCUGCAAACUAAGGGGCCUGGGGUUCAGCGUGGAGCUGAUGCUGCCACUCCAGCGGCCCGACCAAGCCUCAAUAAGACACGCCAAGGCCAUGAAUGCCAAAGCAAUAGUAUUUGUAUCGGCAGCAGACGCUUCACGCUGUCGGCAUGCUUGCGAAGAUUCUGCUGCGGAGCAGGUGCCGUCCACGCCAUUCGAAGACGAAAGCGUAGAGACGGUGGACGAAGUAGAAUUCGAUGUUGUCCUCCUCGCCACCAGUGGCGAUUCCAGCUCGGCGCAUCACCAGGUCUGCCAGCGAAAGCUCCAAGCUCCCGCCGCACCCUCAGCUAAUCUGAAAAACCCAUUUGUUAAAUCCAAUGAGACACUCCACAGUGUAUCAUGCGUCGUUUCCUUGAUGGAACGCCUAUUGUCGAGGCACCAAUAG
Molecule: messenger RNA, 2424 nt
Organism: Cyclospora cayetanensis
Lineage: Eukaryota; Apicomplexa; Conoidasida; Eucoccidiorida; Eimeriidae
Exons: 2
Coding region: 1-2424 (807 amino acids)
Biological process (GO): histidyl-tRNA aminoacylation
Cellular component (GO): cytoplasm
Molecular function (GO): histidine-tRNA ligase activity
Source: RefSeq, a predicted model, not a curated record